UGGGCAGGGACAGGGCACAGCGGGCGGGGGCAAGAGGUGCAGGCCUGGCAGCUGCUACCCGUGGGCUUGGCGACCAGCUACAUGGAGCCUCCAGAAACGGGGCCACCCCCAGUAUUUGGGGGUAUGAGGAGCUCCCACUGGGGAGCCCCCCCUAAGGCCUGGGAGGAAGAAUUGUUUUCAUCUCCUCUCCCUCCACUUCUUCCCCAAGUCCCAGCAGGAAGCAAGGGGGCUUGGGACGGGAGGAAACAAACCCUGGGGCCUGGAGCUGGUGUGUACGUGAGGGAAAUGCCUUCGACUGCACAGCAGCCCUCCGGGCAAACGGAGAUGCCCACUGAGCCCGAGGCAGCCGUCCUGUGGCCCUCACUGCCCUGCGGGCCCUGCAUUCCCAUCAUGCUGUCCCUGGCCUCCCUGGCCGCCUUCUUCCUGGUGACCACAGCCGUGCUGGCCGAACGCCUGCUCCGCCGCUCGCUGCGCCGAGCCCCCGGCCCCGACUCGCCCACGCUGGUGUGGCGCCCGGGUGGAGAGCUGUGGAUCGAGCCCCCCAGCUCGGCCCGAGAGCGCUCCGAGGACUGGUACGGCUCCGCGAUGCCGCUGCUCACUGACCGGGCGGUUGACCCGCCCACCCCGGGGGGCACCUUGGAAGCCCGGGCCACCGCGCCCCCUGCCCCUCUGGCGUCGCACUCCCCUGCUCCCAGCUCCUUGCUGCCCACGACGAUCGCUCCUGCCGUCCCGGCCCCCUGCACCUUCUGGGGGUCUCACCCGUGGGAGGAGAGACCCCACCAAGCGGGUCUGGUGCGCUGGUCGGAGCCGGAGCCGGAGCUGCAGCCGGGGCCAUCGCCGGCUCCACGGCCUGUGUCGGCUCCCCGACCGUCACCGGCUCCCCGACCAUCACCGGCUCCCCGACCAUCACCGGCUCCCCGACCAUCACCGGCACCCCGACCAUCGCCUCCACUGCCAUCCCCGCCGGCCCCGCGGGGUGGCGGCCCCCCGCCCUGGAGGCCACGACCCGGGAGCCCUGAGCCCGACUGGAGCCUGCAGCCCAGGGUCACGCUGGAGCAGAUAUCAGCUUUCUGGAGGCGAGAAGGUCGGACCAGCAGUGUGGGAUUCUGAGCCCCCCAGACACCCUGCCUCUGGGGCACUCCAAGGUCCCAGCCACAGGGCAGCCGUAAGCCCACCUCAUGGACAGACCAUGCCCUUCCUGGCCUCUGUCUGGCUGGACCUCAGCUCCUUCCCUGGGUCUGGACAGUGAGCAGGCUCCAACGCCCUAGCUGCAGGCUCGAACUGGCAGGGGGCCAGAAGCUGGCACCUAGGGAAAGAACUCCAGGUAACAGAUGGACAAGAAGGAGCACCAAGCUUACUGCUUCCACCAGAGGUCAUGAUUAAUCCUCACCCAGGAUU
Molecule: messenger RNA, 1398 nt
Organism: Ochotona curzoniae (black-lipped pika)
Lineage: Eukaryota; Metazoa; Chordata; Mammalia; Lagomorpha; Ochotonidae
Gene: CUNH16orf54
Product: chromosome unknown C16orf54 homolog
Exons: 2
Coding region: 82-1110 (342 amino acids)
Source: RefSeq, a predicted model, not a curated record